Molecule: messenger RNA, 2468 nt
Organism: Onthophagus taurus
Lineage: Eukaryota; Metazoa; Arthropoda; Insecta; Coleoptera; Scarabaeidae
Source: RefSeq, a predicted model, not a curated record
UAAUUACCAGUAUUUUAACAACAACAUAAAGGUGAACGUGAUGAGUCUUUUCUCAAAACUUUCUAAUUUUUUAAGGCUUUUAUUAAAUAUCGUGUAAUUAUAUCAACUCAAAGGUGAUUGAAAACGAUUUUAUUCUUUAUUUAGGUGUUUACAAGUUGUAACAAAAGAUUUUCUAUUUUUACAUUUAUUGUGAUUUGAGCUAUAAACUAUAUCUUAUAAUGUAAAAACCUGGUAUAUUUGAGAUAAAUACUGUUAUUUGACAUUUGACAUUCUAACCUCUCCACUGCUUUCUUGUCAUAUGUUCAGAAUGUACAUAGAUAGUUGUUUAUCGUAAAAAAACGCCGUUAAGAAUAAUUUUGAGAUUAGGUUAGUGGUGCUAACUAAAAGAUUUUGCUAUGGUAAUCAAUAAAUCGACUUAAUUAGCUUACUCUUUAUCCUAUUGGUUAUGGGUAAGUACUCAAGUGAUUCAGAUUCUGACAAGAAAAGUACAAGAAGAUACAAGCGUAGCAACAGUAGGAGAUCAAGUUCCCCAGAUUCUGGUGAUAGAUAUCGUAGGAAGAAGGAUAAGAAAACUGAGAGGCACAGAUCAAAAAGUAGGGAUCGUUAUUCUAGAUCAAGACAUAGUAGAAGUUCUUCUUCUCAUAGAUCUCAUAAAUCCUUUCGACACCAACGCUCAAAUUCCCGGGAAAGAUCUUGUCAUAAAUCGAAAGAUCGACACAGUAGCUCUCGCUCAAAAGGGAGGUACUCAAGACGAUCGCGAUCUCGUUCGUAUAUUAAAGAAUAUGUGAGCAAACCAAAACAUAGAGCGAGCAGCAGUGAAUCAUCUUCAAGUGAUAGCUCAAAAAGUUCUUUGCGGGCGCCACAAAAAACGAAGGAGAAAAUUGUUGCAGUAACUCAAUGUACUGCUAUACUUCCUAAAGAAGAAGAUGAGCCAAUUAUUAUGGAUGAAAGAGUUUUGGAGGAGAUAAAUGAGGAUGGAUUUGAGCAAAAACAGUUUGUUUCUGGCGAAAAGAAAGUUCCAGAUAAUAUUCUUAUUGAUUUAAAGAAGCAAACUAUUAAGGUUCCAACAGUUGAACCUACAGAACCGGAUACCAUUUUUCAUCACAAUUUAUUUCUUAAUGAAGAAGCACGUCUAGAAAAGUGGGUAAAAGAACUUUAUUCAUUUCGCCAUAAAGCACUCUUAAAGUAAACUUUGAACAAAAUAUCAUGUGUCAUGUAAUUUCAUCUAUUGUCUUAAUAAUAUUCCUAGGAAUUAUAACCAGUUUUGUUUUCCGCGCCUACUUAAUGACAUCUCUUUCGGAUUUAACAGAUCAAUCUAAAUGUCCAUACUGUUACGGAAAAGAAUUUUGCAAAGAAGUAAACGAUGUUUCUUUGGAUAAUGGGUUUUUCGGUAAAAUAUUAAAUCUCUUUAACGCAAAAAAUGUUUAUUACGGUGAUUUAAAUAACAUAGACGUUGUGAUUAAAAAACUAGCUUCAAACGAUGAAUUAAAACAUUUUGAUAGUGCAUUGUGUAGUGUUUUCACCAACUCGGAAGAUUGCGAUUUGAAUCUCGUGACGGAUAAUCGAAAUUACGAGGAAAUUGUUUUGGAAAUUUUAAAAUAUCGUAAUACUACGCAUUCGUUUCAAGUCUGUACUCCUGAAACCGGUCAAGAUUUAUUUGGCGAUAUAUUAAAAUUGAGGAAAAACGUUGAUUAUAAUGAAUAUUUGACAAAUGUUUGGACUACAUUAGAAAUUAAUGUUGAACCUUUAAUACUGCAAUUAUUAGAAUCUGAGGAUAACUGGCCUUUUCCUAAAUAUUAUGGUUCUUGUGGACGUAUCAUUGUUGAAGAACAUAGAGGAAAAACCUUGUAUGAACAGGAUACAUUAGAAUGGAUGGAUAGGGCUUAUUUGGCAGUUCAGUUACUUUAUGCAGCUCAAAAUUUGACUGAUAAUCAUUCAAAAUAUCGAUUUUAUUUAACUGAUAUUUCAUCUGAUAAUAUUGCGGUUGAUGAUAAUUUACAGUUAACUUUUGUUGAUUUGGAAAAUUUGAUUAUUCAAAAAAAGUUUCAAUCAGGACUCGAUGAAGUACAUAAAAGUGAAAAUAUUCAUGAUAGUGACGGAUUUGCAUUUUCUACUCAAGAUAUAUGUCAACAUGAAAGAAGUGAUCAUAAUAUUUAUGCAAUAUGUUAUUUAAUCUUAAGUAAACAAGCUCCUUAUCCAAUGUCCAAAUAUGGGCUGUUAGUUUCUCCGCCAAGAUACAUCUUGAUUCAUUACCCGCAAUUAUUUGAUUUGAUUGAAGAAUGUGUUACCCCAAAAGUUAAAAAUCGUUUCUAUAUUGCUGAAGAAAUUCUGUAUUAUUUAAAUGAAAUUUUAAGAAACUCAAAAAUAAGUACCAGUUAAAGGAGAUCAGUUUUUCAUGUUAAAUGUGUGAGAUCGACCUUGCAUUUUGUAUUUUUAUAUAAAUAUGUAAUAAAAGGUUUUACUUAUUA